AUGGUUGUUCGUCUGUUUGACAGCUUGCAUUGUAUUUUCAAAUCACUUGUGUCUGAAACUUCGAAGGCAAAAGAUCCAAUCAAUCAAUUCAACAUGUCCAAAUUGUUCUUCCUUGUUGGUCUUACCAUCUUGGCUGUUGCCGCUGCCCGUGUUCCCCGCGAUACAGCCGCCACCCCUGAAUUCAAUGCCGAUGCUGUCUUCGGUGCCAUCCAAACUGGCUUGAACAACUUGGGCAAAGCUUUCUUUGAAGCCACCGGUGCCAAGGAUGCCGAUGAUUUCCAAAAGAAGGCCGCUGAACGUUUUGCCGCUGCCCAAGAAAGAAUGAAGGUGUGGAUUGAAGGUGCCCAAAAGGAUACCGAACACUUGAAGGAAACCCCUGUCAUCAAGGAUUUGCGCACCGCCUUGGAAAAGCUCGGCAAUGACUUCAAGGCCGCCCACCCCGGUUUGACCCAAGAAGUCUCCGAACAAUUGAACAAGGUCAACGCUGGUGUUGAAGAUGUUGCCAAGAAAAUCAAGGCCUUGGAAAACUCCGAAGAAAGCAAGAAAUUCAAGGAAACCGCCGACAAAUUGAUUGAAUCUGCCAAGCAACAACUCGAAACUUUGGCCAAGGAAAUGAAACCCAAAGCCUAAUUUCAUAAAAAGAA
Messenger RNA from Musca vetustissima, 644 nucleotides. RefSeq lists its product as uncharacterized. Lineage: Eukaryota; Metazoa; Arthropoda; Insecta; Diptera; Muscidae. Bases 1 to 630 code for a protein of 209 amino acids. The transcript has 4 exons. The record is from RefSeq and is a predicted model, not a curated record.